GAGCCCGGUUUUCGUGGUGGGUUGGAUGGCCCGAGUCCUGGUCGAGGCUUGCCAAUCCCGCAAACUCCCCACUGCGUUUCAGGCCGAGGAAAUCUCUCUCCCAGUAGGGUUUAGGCUUCUGUUACGUCCUAACCGAGAAAUCGAGAAAUCGAAGUACGAGCAUUCCGCCUUCUCGACGUCCAAAACUUUCUAAGCUCCCUCCUUAAAUCGUAAUUAGAUUUUUCUUCCCACUUCUUGAUUUGAUCUUAAACUCCUCUCGCAGAGCAGAGAUGCUGUGAUAUCGAACACUCGAAGCUUUCCAACUUUUCAAGAAGAGCCGCCAAUUUUUCCCUUAUCAUAAAUAAGCAAACAGAAAUCAUCCCAAUUUCUUUUUCCAGGAAAGAGGGAGAAAGCAGGGAGUUUUUGAAGGUGGUUGUCGGCGAUGGAAUUCUGCCCGACGUGCGCGAUGUUGCUGCAGAUCGAGCCGGCAAACAGCGGGCGGAAGCUGCGGCUCUUCUGCCCCACCUGCCCUUACGUCUGCCCCAUCGAGAACAAGAUUGUUAAGAAAGAGCAUCUGGUGAAGAAAGAAUUGGAGCCCAUUUUUAGUGGAUCGGAUGCCAUGAAGUUCGCUCCCAAAACCGGAACAACCUGUCCAAGAUGUCAUCAUGGAGAAGCAUACUUCAGGCAGAUGCAAAUCCGAUCUGCUGAUGAGCCCAUGACAACAUUUUACAUGUGCUGCAAUGAGGGAUGUCAAUUUGAAUGGAGAGAUGACUGAUCUUUUGACACCUGCAUCUGCUCUUGCAUUCUUUGCAUGCUAAAGAAUUCCCUGCAAAUCGUGAUAUUUGAUUUUAGUGUUUCGGCAUGCAAGACCAUUACUUGACAAGGAAAAAAUGAUUCCAACAUUUUAAAUGUCUUUCGUCCUUAAUUUGCAUAUGCUACUAAUUUGCAGAUGUCUUCCUUCCAUAUUUGAGAUGUCGUUUUGUUUCGUCUUGUUCCCUUUAUUGAUUAUACCUGCAUCAUCUGAUCUUGACUGGAAGGAGAGAUAAUGUCCCAUUUCCAAGCUUGUUAAUGACCAUCGCAGCAGCGAAGUGUUUGAUGAGCUUAGAUGAGCUGCUUCCAACUGAAAGGCUCCUGCAUAACAAAGGGGGAAAUGAUGUGCUAUCCCUGGUGCUUCCAAAUGGAAAGUUUUGGUCAUGCUGCUGCUUUUCCCAUUGGAUAAUGAUCCUCAGCCCCGUGUACAGCGUUUGCAAUCAUUUGUUAAUAUUCUCACUCCUACACAUCUGGUGGAUGAGGAUCCAAGGGGAAAUGAGAUGAUUGUAGCAAAAAUUACUAUCCACCUGAGGAAACCAACUCUUGAGAAAUGACCAAAGUAUCUUUCAAGUCGCAGAAGAAGGAUCUCCAUGGAUCAUUCCAUCACCCUCUACAUUAGUAUGGGUACUAAAUGGAGGUACUAAAUGUUUUAUUGUUACCAAAAGAUAGGGCAAAUGUUUCAUGACUAUUUUUUUUAAAACAUGAGAACGAUGCAACCUGAUCAUUUGGUGAUUGAAUAGUGCUACCAUUCCUUUGACUACAGGGAAUUUACUGGAGGUUGAUCUGCUCAAUAAAUAGGAAAAUGUGAAGCUCUCAAUAAAAAUUUCCUCAGAAUGAGGCCUUAUCAUGAAAA
Messenger RNA from Phoenix dactylifera (date palm), 1642 nucleotides. The record is from RefSeq and is a predicted model, not a curated record. NCBI's taxonomy places the organism in Eukaryota, Viridiplantae, Streptophyta, Magnoliopsida, Arecales, Arecaceae.